Messenger RNA from Aspergillus steynii IBT 23096, 758 nucleotides. RefSeq lists its product as uncharacterized. NCBI's taxonomy places the organism in Eukaryota, Fungi, Ascomycota, Eurotiomycetes, Eurotiales, Aspergillaceae. Bases 136 to 675 code for a protein of 179 amino acids. The transcript has a single exon. The record is from RefSeq and is a predicted model, not a curated record.
UGAUGAUGGAGACUCGGGGCUGGUUGGUGUUUGGUCGCCAGAACUUGCCGUGUUCCUGGUGCUCCGUAGGGCAGGAGAGACGGCUCGUACGGAGUACUCCGUAAACAAACCGUUGUUCAUGUAAUUCCUGUAAGAAUGUGCGGCGUGAACAACCACCCACGAAAGAUAGACCUCUAUCGCACGCCUCUGCCGCCGCGAGACAGAACUAUCGAAGGUGUAGGGCCGAGAAUCCCCCAAACUAGUUGGAUGACGCGGAAUCCAUCGAUCCACAGCCACGAUGACCUCUCAAGUUUCUGGUCCUUGUCUCAAAGCAGCAAGCGACCGACAGAUCAUCGGCGCGAUACUUUUGCAACCCAGUGUAAGCAAGACAAGAAACUAAGCGCCAAACUAGUGCCUCGCGACCGGUCUCGUCCACCAACCACGAUGACCAAACCCCCAAUUUCCACGAGGGGCCCUCGAGCGCGGCGGCCCCAUCCGGUUGAAUGGACUGCCUAUGAGGGCAACAAUACACCUCACCGUCUCGAUCAAUCACCGCUGCAGCGCACGGCGGGCUCCACCGGGCUUGCAGGUCUGAGUUGCUUCUCUCUCCCCUUUUUCGUCCCUGAGACGAUCUCCAGGGUAAUCUCCCGGGCCAUACAAAGGCCGCCGGCCCUCCCUCCCUUCUCGAUCUUCUGAUUCUAAUCCGUUCCUUCUUUCUAUCAAGUCCAACUUGUUUGAAGCAUAUCCAACUUGACUUCGGUCAUCCACUCUCUUUUUCA